ACAUGGAGCCGCUCCCAGGCCGGGGCCUGCACCACCUGGCAGGCCAAGGUCACUCGGCUGUCCUGCCUCACCUGCAGCACCUUGGGUGCCUGCUGCACACUCAGGCCGGUGGCUCCUUGCAGGGCUGGGGGACAGAAGAGAAAGAAGAGGGUCAGUGUUCUUCACAGAAAUGUUCCUGUCAACCACAGGGAAGUCCCUCUGGUGGCGCUCUGCCCACACCUCCCAAACAUCAUUAGCAAUAUUGCCUGGUGAGACCCAUGCUCUGGGGGUCCCGGGUCUCGGAGACCCCAGCGCAAAAGGACUACAUUUCCCAGCCUGCCACGACGGGCGCGCCUGCGCGCAGCGGCCAGUGAUGGAGCGCUGACUGGGGGCGCGGCAGCGGCGGCGAGGGCUCGGCGGGCCAUUGGCUCCCGGCAGUGGCAAAGGCAGCCUGGGGACUAGAAGGGCGAGUAGGACCCGCGGGCCUGGCAGGAGAAGACCUGGGUUGCAGCCAUGGAGCACCAGAAGGAGGCUCUGCGGAAGAUCAUCACGACGCUGGCUGUGAAGAAUGAAGAGAUUCAGAGUUUCAUUUACUCCCUCAAGCAGAUGCUGCUGAAUGUGGAGGCAAACUCGGCCAAGGUGCAGGAGGACCUGGAAGCGGAGUUCCAGUCCCUCUUUUCCCUCCUGGAGGAGCUGAAGGAGGGCAUGCUUAUGAAAAUAAAGCAGGACCGUGCCAGCCGCACCUAUGAGCUGCAGAACCAGCUGGCUGCCUGCACACGAGCCCUGGAGAGCUCCGAGGAGCUUCUGGAGACGGCCAACCAGACCUUGCAGGCCACAGACAGCGAAGACUUUCCUCAGGCUGCCAAGCAAAUCAAAGAUGGUGUGACAAUGGCCCCUGCCUUCCGGCUGUCACUGAAAGCCAAGGUCAGCGACAACAUGAGUCACCUCAUGGUGGACUUUGCACAGGAGCGGAGGAUGCUGCAGGCACUCACGUUCCUGCCUGUGCCUAGCGCCCCCGUGAUCGACCUGGCCGAGUCCCUGGUAGCCGACAACUGUGUAACCCUGGUGUGGCGCAUGCCGGAUGAGGACAACAAGAUUGACCACUAUGUGCUGGAGUAUCGGCGGACCAACUUUGACGGCCCGCCCCGCCUCAAGGAGGACCACCCCUGGAUGGUCAUCGAGGGCAUUCGGCAAAUGGAACACACCCUGACCGGUCUCAAGUUUGACAUGAAAUACAUGAAUUUCCGUGUGAAGGCCUGUAAUAAGGCAGUUUCAGGCGAGUUCUCCGAGCCAGUGACCCUGGAGACACCAGCGUUCAUGUUCCGCCUGGAUGCGUCCACAUCCCACCAGAACCUGCGGGUGGAUGAUCUCUCCGUGGAAUGGGACGCCAUGGGCGGGAAGGUGCAGGAUAUCAAAGCUCGCGAGAAAGAUGGCAAGGGGCGGACGGCGUCUCCCGUCAACUCCCCAGCCAGAGGUACUCCAUCUCCCAAGAGGAUGCCCUCGGGUCGUGGGGGACGGGAUCGCUUCACAGCUGAGUCCUACACGGUACUGGGGGACACGCUGAUUGAUGGCGGGGAGCAUUACUGGGAGGUGCGCUACGAGCCGGACAGCAAGGCGUUUGGCGUGGGGGUGGCCUACCGCAGCCUGGGCCGCUUCGAGCAGCUGGGCAAGACGGCCGCGUCCUGGUGCCUGUACGUCAACAACUGGCUGCAGGUCAGCUUCACUGCCAAGCACGGCAACAAGGCCAAGGUGCUGGACGCCCCCGUGCCCGACUGCCUGGGCGUGCACUGCGACUUCCACCAAGGCCUCCUGUCCUUCUACAACGCCCGCACCAAACAGCUGCUGCACACCUUCAAGGCCAAGUUCACACAGCCACUGCUGCCGGCUUUCACGGUGUGGUGUGGCAGCUUCCACGUGACGACAGGCCUGCAGGUCCCCAGCUCUGUGCACUGCCUGCAGAAGCGGGGCAGUGCCACCAGCAGCUCCAACACCAGCCUCACCUAGGCCCCCAGACCGCUCACCAGCUGGGCUGAUUUGUGGGGGGCUGCCUCCAGGCCUUGGCUGUUUCAGCCGGGCACCCUCCUCUCACUUGCUGCUUGGAGCCUUAACUCCUGAUGGAGGUCACCAAUGGGGAGCGGGCCCUGGGGUGGGCCCUUCUCCCCACCUCACCUCCUAAUAAAGGUCAAACACUG
Molecule: messenger RNA, 2171 nt
Organism: Camelus dromedarius (Arabian camel)
Lineage: Eukaryota; Metazoa; Chordata; Mammalia; Artiodactyla; Camelidae
Gene: FSD1
Product: fibronectin type III and SPRY domain containing 1
Exons: 15
Coding region: 493-1983 (496 amino acids)
Biological process (GO): regulation of mitotic spindle organization; regulation of cell division
Cellular component (GO): microtubule
Molecular function (GO): microtubule binding
Source: RefSeq, a predicted model, not a curated record